AUGGCUUCGCCAGCCGCAGAAAAUGUGCCUAAUGGCAUUUCCACCCCACCAGCUACUGCAAACGCACCCACACUCAGCCCACCCACACAGCCACCACCUGCAUCGCAACCGUCGCAAGCAUCCAAUGGCGCGUCAACAAACCCAACAGCCAGCAUGAACGCCGCCUUUCCGUCCAGCUCACUCCAGGACAAUGGAACCAGCAAGCGCCCCCGCGACGCACGCCUCAUCCAUCUAAUUCUAGCCAACAUGGGCGUACACGCCUACACGGAGCGCGUGCCGCUACAGCUCCUCGACUUUGCCUACCGAUACACCUCGUCCAUCCUCUCCGACGCGUUGUCAUACGAGCCACCGUUACCCACGACGUCGGCGUCGAAGAAACGCAGCGGUCCCAACGCCGAGUCGGGCGAAGACGGCGUGUCGCUGAAUGCACUGCGCACGGCAGUCGGAGCGCGGGCUGCAAGCACCUUCCAAGGUACGCUGGGCAAGGAAUUCAUGAGCGAGGUGGCGCUCGAGCGGAACCGCAUUGCGCUACCCCGUGUCGACCGCGAGUUUGGAAUUCGCCUGCCGCCCGAGCGGUACUGUUUUACGGGUGUGGGAUGGGAUGUCAAGGGCGCGUGGGAAGAGGAG
Bipolaris sorokiniana ND90Pr is the source of this 627-nucleotide messenger RNA. RefSeq lists its product as uncharacterized. Gene Ontology annotation, molecular function: transcription coactivator activity; protein heterodimerization activity; RNA polymerase II general transcription initiation factor activity. The annotation marks the transcript as partial. Gene Ontology annotation, cellular component: transcription factor TFIID complex; SAGA complex. Lineage: Eukaryota; Fungi; Ascomycota; Dothideomycetes; Pleosporales; Pleosporaceae. Gene Ontology annotation, biological process: RNA polymerase II preinitiation complex assembly; DNA-templated transcription initiation. The record is from RefSeq and is a predicted model, not a curated record. The transcript has a single exon.